GUGGACGCUGUGUUGUUGCACCACAGUCGCUGUCAUGUGAUAGCUCGUCUGAGGAGCUCCUGGUGACCGAGGCUUCCUGCGUUCAGAUGAAGCUACUAUAAAAACGCGCAGGGCGAACGUUGUAUGUUUGCUGGAGAGGACGAGGACGUUUGGUUUGUGACGGACAACAGGGAGGCCGGGGUUGUGUAGCUUCGCCCUCGGACGCUGCCAUGGGUUGCUGUUACAGCAGCGACAACGACAACACAGACCAGAGACCAGAAGAAUAUAAGCCGCUGAUUCCUCAUCCGAAUCCUGUCAGCAAACCACCAAAUGGGUCAGACUGGGUCACCCCCAGUGUCCCCUCAGCCCGGACUGAUGAACAGGCCCUUCUUACAUCCAUCCUCACAAAGACGGCACAGAAUAUCAUUGAUGUCGCAGCAGCUGAGUCUCUCUUGAUGGAGCCGCACGAGUACAUGGACAAAGCUCGGCAAUACAGUACAAAGCUAGCUGUGUUGAGCAAUAGUCUGCCCCAGAAGAAAGCACUUGCUCUACCCUCCCUCACUAGUCAACCCCACCAAGUGCUUGCGAGUGACCUGGUGCCAUAUUCAGAUGUUCAGCAGGUGUCCAAGAUAGCAGCGUAUGCUUACAGUGCAAUCUCUCAGAUCAAAGUGGAUGCUAAAGAAGAACUGGUUGUCCAGUUUGCCAUUCCCUGAUUCUGCGACUCUGGCCUGCAUAUUGUUCCUCCCAUCGUGCGCUCUCUGUGCCACUCCUGCAUCCUCACCCUUCAGCCUACCAUCUAUUAAAGCAUCUUGGUUCUUUUGAUUAUCAUCCAUGUCUCUUCUGACACAGAUGUGCACUUGCAUCUUGUGAAUUGAGUCUAGUUAAUUAUGGGUCAGUGACAAAUUAUUAUUUUUUCUUUGCCAAUGGACAGUUGUCUACUGAAGACAGUGGGGUGUAAAUUACGUUACAUCAAAAACAAAGCCAGGUUUUGUCAGAACAAGCUGUGGACAAGUCAUUGUUCUUUUUUGAUCUUUUUAAACGGUUUUCAUCAUAAACUUAUUUUGUUGUUUUCUAGCCUGUAUACUAGGCAAGUAAGGGUAUCUGUUCACACCAGUCAAAGGUAUAAAAUAGGGGAUUGUUGGCACAAGCCACUGGCUAUUGCUGUGUUUACUUGGUACAAUUUGCGUUAGAGUGUCUGUGCCAUAGUGUAGUGGAAAUGAUCACAGUACGACAUGCACUGGGUGAGGAUUCAAACAAUUUAAUGGGGGAAAAAAACUCCAUUUAAGUAAGAUGUAAUGAAUUGUAAUUCUAAAAUUCGGAUAUGCCUUGAAGAUUUGGCAAUUAUGCUGUCCCUGGCUUGAAAAAAAAACAUGUUUCACUACAACUUAAACAUGAACCAACUGGAGUAAAAAAAAAAAUACAUACAGUGGAUCUUGUUGAUUAGUAAUUUGUCAUCCAGUGUGUAAUGUGUUUAUCCAGUUAAGAUCAAACCAUGACUGCUGUCCACGUCUGGGGGCCUCUGGUGGGUGAGGAUGCGAACAGGAGCACGGUGCUGCUGGGUGUGCUUACUAAUGUCACUGGGUGUGGGAUGGAUGGAGCUUUUUGGGGCGCACGUUCUUGAGUUUACAGUCAUUUAUUCUCUGCAGUUUUCUAGCACUGAAAGUUGGAGCUGGCAGACUCUUCAAAUCAAAUCCCAAAAACUUCUUUAAAAACAGCAGAGGAAUACAGAGAGGAAGGGGGGUUGAUGUUUGGUGGGUGCGGAGACGGAUAUUGUAUAUUCAUGCCUUCAUUGUACAGAAUUUUCUGAUAUGAACAUAGAUGAUGGAUUGUAUGAAGUUCCUCUUUUUGUGGCGAGUUCAUUGGUCAAGAACGGCAUGUAACAAAUGUUUUUAUGAAAAACACUUUUACGGCCUGCGUGUGUUAGCUGUUAAGCUUGAUGCUGCGGAGUAAUAUCACUAGGUUGUUCAGAACUAACCUUUGUAGCAGUGUGGGGGAGCGUUACCAACCCAUGUACCACAGCAGAUUAAAUGAUACAAACGCUUUUUGUGAUUAUUUAUUUGUUUUAAGCCAAUAUUGACUCUUUGGAGGAGAGCACGGCGAGCCUCUCUGGAGUUACUAAAGGGAUGAUCAGCAAGGAUGUGACUUUUUCAACCCUGCAAUCGAUUUAAGCUUUUUGCAAAGGGUUCUUGGCAUUUUUUUUCUUUUAUUUGUUACCUGUGUAAUACUACCUGGAAUACGUUCGUUAUAUGUUAGGCUAGUACCAAAAAAGUUUUAAAAGUUUUAUUUUGUUCUCUCUUCGGUUUAAUCAAUUCAUUAAAAACUUAAACAUAA
This is a messenger RNA of Betta splendens (Siamese fighting fish), 2310 nucleotides long. It is a transcript of the gene lamtor1, whose product is annotated as late endosomal/lysosomal adaptor, MAPK and MTOR activator 1. The record is from RefSeq and is a predicted model, not a curated record. The transcript is spliced from 5 exons. Gene Ontology annotation, biological process: positive regulation of TOR signaling; positive regulation of MAPK cascade; lysosome organization. Gene Ontology annotation, cellular component: late endosome membrane; membrane raft; Ragulator complex. Lineage: Eukaryota; Metazoa; Chordata; Actinopteri; Anabantiformes; Osphronemidae. Gene Ontology annotation, molecular function: molecular adaptor activity; guanyl-nucleotide exchange factor activity. The coding region runs from base 210 to 692 and encodes 160 amino acids.